Molecule: messenger RNA, 1650 nt
Organism: Stomoxys calcitrans (stable fly)
Lineage: Eukaryota; Metazoa; Arthropoda; Insecta; Diptera; Muscidae
Product: ras-related protein Rab6
Exons: 1
Coding region: 497-1123 (208 amino acids)
Molecular function (GO): GTPase activity; GTP binding
Source: RefSeq, a predicted model, not a curated record
UCAGUUGAAAGAGGAGAAUGUAAUGUCAAUUUAAUUGAAUUUUAAACAAAGUUAAACAUCAUCUUUAUUAGCAAUAUAUACAUAAACCAAACAGAAUUUUAUAUGAAAAGUGCAAUUUAUAUAACAAAUUUACAGAAAAAACAAAACAAUCACAGAAGAAAAGACGAGUGUCAGAACAGGAGAAUACAAUUGAGGUGGUGAGAAAAAAAUGUAAAAAGCAUACGCAGGCGAAAAUUUCAAUUACAAACAGCCCAGCCCGAAUACGAAAGCACUUAACUUUUCGUCUUUUACACAAACUAUCAGUUUUCAAAGUAAAUAGGCAGCGAUCACAGAGAAAAAAGAAUACAAUUUGAAAAAAAGAUAUACGACUAUCAAGAAGAGGUAGGCAAACUUUACCCUCAUUAGAGAAAGCGAUAAUUACAAACCCUCUUUUGUUAUACGAAACUGGAAGUUGGAAAAAGUGAACCAGUUGUAGUAGACCAAAUAAAACAUAAAAAUGUCAUCUGGAGAUUUUGGCAACCCCUUGCGUAAAUUUAAGCUCGUCUUCUUGGGCGAACAAAGUGUGGGAAAAACUUCUUUAAUCACUCGAUUCAUGUACGACAGUUUUGACAACACAUAUCAGGCCACGAUUGGUAUUGAUUUCCUCUCAAAGACAAUGUACUUGGAAGACCGUACAGUGCGUCUGCAAUUGUGGGAUACUGCUGGACAAGAACGCUUUCGAUCCUUGAUUCCAUCCUAUAUACGCGACUCAACAGUGGCAGUUGUAGUCUAUGAUAUUACCAAUACAAAUUCAUUCCACCAAACUUCCAAGUGGAUCGAUGACGUGCGUACUGAAAGAGGUAGUGAUGUCAUUAUCAUGCUGGUCGGCAAUAAAACUGAUCUGUCGGACAAACGACAAGUGUCUACGGAAGAAGGUGAACGCAAAGCGAAAGAGCUAAACGUUAUGUUCAUAGAGACAAGUGCCAAAGCCGGUUACAAUGUUAAACAAUUGUUUAGACGCGUGGCUGCAGCAUUGCCGGGCAUGGACUCUGCGACAGAAAAUAAGCCCAACGAAGAUAUGCAAGAAAUUACACUGGACACACAGAAAGAGACAAAGGACCCCGAAGGAGGCUGUGCCUGCUGAAUGCUGCUACUAGUUUAUUUUCAAUCUUGAUUCCUUUUUUGUAUCCCACUUCAUCAACGACGACGUCUCAUUUUCCACCUCCUAUGAUGCCCUGCGAAUGGUAGCAGGCCAAAGGAUGUUGUCAGCAAAGAUAACAACAUUUUUUCAUUUGUAAUUACCCGAUAUCAAUUCAAUCGUAAACUGAAGAUAAGACUUUGUGAAACUUAAUUUUUUUAUUAGUAAAGUAGCUAAAAACACUCCCAAAAAAAAAAAAGAAAAUGUAACAUUGUUUUUUAACGAGAGAAAUGUGUGUGUGAAGUUUAAACACAAAAACUUCCUAAACACCUUCAGAUUUCUCACUCUUAUGAUCAACUCAUCGUUUGUCUUCAUUUACAUAUAUACAAUCUUCAAAAGGCUAUCGAUCUAAACAACACACACAUUUCAAAUUUUAUUACAUUCAUUUUACUAUAUUUUUAUUAAUAAAUAUAUGUAUAAUAUUUAAGUUUAUUUAUAACGAAACAUAAAUAAAUAACUAUAUCACAAGGAAA